This is a messenger RNA of Bufo bufo (common toad), 2560 nucleotides long. RefSeq names its product fibrinogen like 2 (gene FGL2). NCBI's taxonomy places the organism in Eukaryota, Metazoa, Chordata, Amphibia, Anura, Bufonidae. The record is from RefSeq and is a predicted model, not a curated record. The transcript is spliced from 2 exons. Bases 1 to 1266 code for a protein of 421 amino acids.
AUGAAGUCUCUCUUGGGUCUUGUAACCCUUGCAGCCUUGUCAGCAGGGCUAGCUGGUGCACAAGAGGAGAUUGUUCCAGGAGGAACACUUGUCAAUGCCUGUCCCAUCAAAAUGAAGAAUGGAGGUAAAUGUGAUGAAAAUGGGAAUUGUCCCUACCAAAUAACUUUGCCUCCAAUGACAAUUCAGUUACCUAAGCAGUUACAGCUUCUUGAGAAAACGCUGAAGGAAGUACAGAAACUUAAAGAAAUUGUAAAUAAUCUCAAGGAAUCAUGUCAGGAUUGCAAAUUGCCGGCAGAUGAAACAGGGGAGAAAGCGUACACUGAGGACCCUGAAGAAAGAGGACAGGGGAAUCAAAUACAAGAUCUGCAGUCAAAGAUGAAGAAAAUGUCCAUAAGUCUGAAGAAUGCACGGACUCAGAUUACCAACUUGCAGGAUCAGAUGGAGACGAUAAGUAUGAACAAUGUGAAUGAUUACAUUGACCAGAAGAUGGCAAACCUGUCAUUCAUGGUUAGCAAUGCAGACAAGUGUUCAAACUGCCAACUAAAGGAGCCAGUUCCAAGCAUACAGCUUAUCUUCAAAGACUGUUCGGACUACUACAAGAUGGGCAAAAGACUGAAUGGCAUUUACCAUGUCAUGCCAGAUCCAAAGAAUAAGACAUUUGAAGUCUUCUGUGAUAUGGAAUCUAUGGGUGGGGGUUGGACAAUGGUGCAGAGGCGUAUAGAUGGCAGUGUAAGUUUUAACAGGACAUGGGUUGAGUACAAAAAUGGUUUUGGCAACCUCAGUGGAGAGUUUUGGUUGGGUAAUGAUAAGAUUCAUCUCUUGUCCAAAAGCAGUAACAUGAUGCUGAGAAUUGAACUUGAGGAUCUGAAGGGUGUAAAGGAAUAUGCCAAUUAUGAGCAGUUCUAUGUGGCCAAUGAAUAUGUGAAGUAUAAAUUAUCUGUCAGUGGCUAUAGCGGAACGGCCGGUGAUGCACUUCACUUCAGCAAACAGUACAACCAUGACCAAAGAUUUUUUACUACACCAGACAAAGACAAUGACAGGUAUCCAUCUGGAAAUUGUGGAGCUUACUAUAGCUCUGGCUGGUGGUUUGAUGCAUGCAUGUCUGCCAAUCUUAAUGGGAAAUACUAUGAGAAGGAAUACAAGGGUGUGCGGAACGGGAUUUUCUGGGGUACAUGGCAAGGUGUUUCUGAACAGCAAUUAGACAGUUUCAGGCAAACUUUUAAGGCUGUUAGGAUGAUGAUCAGACCAAAAGACUUCUCACCAUGAAUGAAGACCUGAUCUGAAACACUGUAAAAACAUGCAAUCAAUGUAAUAACAUUUCUAUAAACGAUCUUAGCUACUAAUUAAGUAUUUUCAAAUGCCCUAAAAUUGAGAAAUGAAUAUUAAAAGGGUGUUUUGGGCAGACAAUUGUUGUUAAAAAAAAAAAAAAAAAGUGUGAUAAAGGGUUAAAAAUGAUCACCUUCACUGACACUGCAGUUUUGUAAUUCCUGCCUUGGCUCAAACCACCUGAAAUGCCAAGAAUGGCCCACUCAGUCAAUCACCGGCAGAGGGCUGCUCUACUCCGCAGUCACAUGGGGACAGAUGAAGUGCCCACCCACCAAGGAGGCAGGGAGGGAUGGCAAAGCAAAUGGGUCAGAGUUAGUCAUUUUUCAUUAAGUGCUAUAAAUAUGUAUAUUUUGAUUUGGCCAAAAAAAAACAAUCAAACACAGAUGUCCUGGGACAACUCUUUUUAGGUUAGAUUAGCAAUGUGCUACAGGGGAACUAAGGGAGCCUUUCAGAAGCUCUCUCUCUCUCUUUUUUAUUUUUAUUUGCAUACACUUAUAUAAACCGGAUUUUAAAAACUAUUUCAUGGUAUAAAAAUUCAUUAGGAAGGCGUGGUGCAUUCAUUUGUGCGUGCCUCCAUGCAUCUACUACUGAACAUCUUACAAGUUUCUUUUGUAGUCUUGGUCAAUAUCUUUAUAUUAUCACAUGGGCAUACUGUGUGUUCUCAAGAUUUUCAAUGGCAUUGGGCAUGGAUAAAGCGACUCAUCAGUUCACAGAUCGGCGAAUGCUGAUGCUAAACCACAAACAGGCUUGAAUCUAUCUUCCCUAUAGAACAGAAAUAAUGGAAGAUAGAAGCACCAGACCCUACACUGUGUGAUGAAUUGUAACGACGGAUAGAAAGCAAAUGGACCAUUGGGGCCAUCUCAUGUAUAUGGCUGGUUAUAUAUAGAGAGAUCACUUGUGGUGAUCUGGAUCAGGUACAUCUAUCACAUCUGAUAACAUUCUCUCAGAAAAAAACAUCUUGGAUAUGUCCUCCCACCAGAUUCUAGUCUGCUGAUAUAAAUCUAUAGUGUCCAUUAAAAUGUUAAUUACUGUGUUCAAUCAAGAAGUGACUGGAUUCGUACUGCAGGAUGAGAGACGAUAUAUUUAUUGGCUGUAGGUGUCCAUACGCUUUAUGUAUGCAUGAUGUACCUGUUUGUUUUUAGAUGUUUAUGAAGAUAAUAUAUUUUAUUAUACUGUUUGUAUAUUGUAAAUAGGACUGUUCUAGCAGCAUACAAUAAAUGUGAUAUGAACCAUC